AUGCAGCUGGAUAGCCUGGAUGACUGGAUUCUCUACGUCGAGAGGAAUCCUCUAGUUAUCCUUUUCUUGGUCCUGGCAACCUGGCUGUUCAGCCUAUGGAACCGAAGACAGCUUGAUGUCUACAGCCAUGAACCCUCACCAGAAUCAACGGGCUAUCCGCCCAUUGAACCGCUGCCCGAUUUCAACUGGGAAACCGCCGAACCGCUAUGCUUCCGGCCCUUCAAGCCCAAAUACCAUCUGACAAUGGCGCUGUCCUCUCUUGACCCCUCCACCCUCAUCCCUAUGGAUAAGACAUAUAAGGACCGGCUGGCUCUUCGCGCUAAUCUCCUGCACCAAUACCCUGACGUCGUCAUCGCUAUCAAUGAUCCCGAGGAUACCCACGUCCUUGCCGCUAUCAAUGAACUCUACACGUUCGUCGUGGGCUCUUAUCUUCCCACCCGAUAUCCCCGGAUGUUCCGAGCGAUCCAGACUGCGGAGAAGCACACCGUCCUGCAUAGUCUCGUCACCGGCCAACAGGCACCCCUGGACUGGACCGCAACCCCUCAGAACGGCCGCCGACAGCUCGAAAUCCUCGGCUCUCUCGUUGACGAGGACUUUCUCAUCCUCUUACCAGAAUCUUCUCCAUCGUCGCCCAGCCAGGACCCGGAUCCACAAUUCACCACCUCCCAGAAAGAAGAAACAGAAGAAACAGAACCCAAAUACGUCCUCCGCGCAUACACCGCCUACUUUCCAUCCGGCUUCAACCCAGCCGAGAAGAUCGGUCUGAGGCUCGCGAACAUCCACGCCCCGGUGCCAGGGUACAAGGAGAAGCUGGAACGCAGCAUGGACCGGUUCUUUGCGCGCGUUGAAGUCGGCAAGUUCGUGCAGCGGGUCAAUUGGAGCGUCACGACGGAGACGGACUUGUUUGCUGCGUUCGGCGGCGUGCAUGGUUCUGAGGGGGAGGGCGGGGCGAUUGAGGAGGGUGGGUUGAAUGUUGAUUCGACCCUCCUCCGCUGCGAACGCCAAACGCUCCAUCGCCUCCCCCGCUCCAAAGCCCUCGUCUUCGCCUUCCACACAUACACGUAUCCGAUCCAAUCCGUCAAAGACGAAGGGCUCGGCGAGGAUCUGGCCCGAGCGAUUGACGGGCUUAAGGAGGGGAAUGUGCCUGAGAUGCAUUGGUAUAAGAGGGCGCCGGUUUGGGGGGAUGCGGUGAAGAGGUUUUUACGAUCUUAG
Aspergillus melleus is the source of this 1212-nucleotide messenger RNA. RefSeq names its product heme-dependent oxidative N-demethylase family protein. Lineage: Eukaryota; Fungi; Ascomycota; Eurotiomycetes; Eurotiales; Aspergillaceae. The record is from RefSeq and is a predicted model, not a curated record. Bases 1 to 1212 code for a protein of 403 amino acids. The transcript is spliced from 4 exons.